Messenger RNA from Passer montanus (Eurasian tree sparrow), 2265 nucleotides. Its product is annotated as zinc finger protein 239-like. Gene Ontology annotation, molecular function: DNA-binding transcription factor activity, RNA polymerase II-specific; RNA polymerase II cis-regulatory region sequence-specific DNA binding. NCBI's taxonomy places the organism in Eukaryota, Metazoa, Chordata, Aves, Passeriformes, Passeridae. The record is from RefSeq and is a predicted model, not a curated record. Gene Ontology annotation, biological process: regulation of transcription by RNA polymerase II.
GAUAGUGAGGCCGGGGGGGACACCAUUCCUUAUGGGCUUGUGGGGUAUCUACCACCUCUGAGGGAGUUUCAGAGUACUGCCUCAUCCUGAGGGGAGUUGUGCUGGCAGCAGGGGACACAUGGCUCUGGCUCCUCUGGGUCCCACCUCACCCCUCCUCCUCCCCAGUGCCCCCUGGAAGUGGAAUUUGGAGAGAGGUGAAGAGUGCCCAGAUUGGGGCCCCCCUGCGCUGUCCCAGCCCUGCCCGGGCACUGCUGAUGCCACCUGGCCACACUCCGCACUGGUCCAGUGCUCCCAGUGCCAUGUAGGGUGGGGCCGCUUUGGGGAGCCCCCCAGGGCACAGCACAGCUGCUUUGGGGCUGUUGGCACCGCCCAGCUCUGGGCAUGGGGAGAGUGGGGACAACUGGGGCCAUACUGGUGGCACUGGUGGUGCUCGGAGCUCCCCCAGCUGAGGGGUAAUGGGUGACAUAGAGGGGGGGUUUGGGACCCCAAAUUGAGCAAAAAGCGGAAUGGGACCCCCAAACUGACCAGGAGGGGCCUGGAACCCCCAAAACAAAGCAUAGAGAAGGGGGUUGGGGAUUGAGGGGAUGGUGGGGAAGGGGUGGAACAGCGGAGGAAGAGAGGGGUAUGGGACACCCAAAUUGAGUUGGGAGGUGUGUGUGGAUUGAGGGAACACUGAGAAAGGAGAGGAGAGGGAAGGGAAGGGUGUUUCCAUGGGGGUCCAGCCCUGUCCCCCAGCACUUGAUCCCUGGAGUGAUUUCCUGGGGCUCUAAGAAGAGGUGGACAUGGAUCUCCACUGGGGGGGGAGAUCCAUGUCCAGGGAUCCAUGUCCAGGGAUCCCAAGCCCCCUGGCCGUCCCUGGGGGCUGAUCAGGGGGCUCUCCCCACCCAGCAGCUGGUGCUGUGGCAGCCAUGCAGCAGAAGAGGAUGGGAGUGGAAGAGAAGUGGGAGGAAGAGAAGGGAGAGGAGGAGCAGGAGCUGGAGAACCACAAGGUUCCACCACCCACCCUCUGUGUCUGCAACACCCCAGCCCUGGUAGCAUUUCCCCCCUGCGCCUCAACGUGCAGGUGACUGGGGAGGGGAACCUCACCCCAAAUGUAUCCGGGGUCACCAGGAGCUGUUUAUUUUGGAGGGGUGUUUGGAGCUUGUAGAUUCUGGAAUUGAGCCCCAAGUAUCUUUGCUCAUUCUUGGGAGGGAUAUUGUGGGCCAGAGGGGAUAUCUGGAUUUUGCAGGUGAGGAGGAAGUCAGUGCCCCUUUCCCCCUCUCUCCUGCUCCAUCUCCCAGCCCAGCAUGGCCCUGGCUGCAGGACAACCCCACUGGUGACCCUGGGGGAUGCACUGGGGGGAUCUCCUUGCCUUUCCCAGUGGCACAGAGGCAAAUCCCAUCCUGUCCUUGUCCUUCCUCCCCCCAGACAAGGAGCUGAGGAGGGAGACCAGGGAGGACAAAUCCCCAUGGCAGAACCUCAUGGAAGAGGCUGUUUUGAGUGGCUCCACGGCACAGGAAUCCAACAGGGAUGAAAAGCCCUGGAGAUCCCGCACAAGGAGGGGCUGCAAACAUAGCCCAGGGUGUUCUGAGGAAGAAAGACCCACCCUGGGUCAGGAAGGUAGCUGGAGAUCCAGCCAGAGGUCCAGCCUGGUGGUUCAUGAGCAGCAUCAAAGCAGGGAGAAGCCCUACACAUGUGGUGAGUGUGGGAGGAGCUGCAGAGACAGCUCCGAACUGAUCUGCCACCGGAGGAUCCACAAUGGGGAGAGGCCUUACGAGUGCUUGGAAUGUGGGAAGAGCUUCAGCCAGAGGUCCAGCCUGACUGCCUGCCAGAGGUUGCACACUGGGGAGAAGCCCUACGAGUGUGGGGAGUGUGGGAAGAGCUUCAGACAGAGCUCCCACCUGAUUUGCCAUCAGCGGAUCCACACUGGGGAGAGGCCCUAUGAGUGUCUUGAUUGUGGGAAGAGGUUUCAGACCAGCUCCAAUCUCCUUCUGCACCAGCACUGUGGGAAGGGCUUCAACCUCAACUCCACCCUUGUUAGGUACAGGCGCAUCCACACUAGAGAGAGGCCAUAUGAGUGUCCCCAGUGUGGGAAGAGCUUCACCCAGAGCUCCAGCUUUACCAGACACCAACGAAGGCACCAGUAAGGGAAGCCCUGCGAGUGCCCCAAGUGUAGGAAGAGCUACAUCUGUGUUUCCAAUUUCAUCCUUGGUCAGAGGACCCACACUGGGAAGAGCCCUGGUGACCCACAUUCCCUGUGAUCCACAUUGGGAAGACACCUGUCCC